Messenger RNA from Capsicum annuum, 639 nucleotides. RefSeq lists its product as uncharacterized. The transcript has a single exon. Gene Ontology annotation, molecular function: protein binding. The record is from RefSeq and is a predicted model, not a curated record. Lineage: Eukaryota; Viridiplantae; Streptophyta; Magnoliopsida; Solanales; Solanaceae. Bases 1 to 639 code for a protein of 212 amino acids.
AUGGAGUCAGACAUACUAAUUCAGCUUCUUAUCCUUCUCUUCACACUCGGAAUUCUCUACACCAUCUACAAUUUCCCCAAACAAGCCUUAACCCGACUGCGAACAAAAACCCGAUCCACUAACCAAGCCCAUAUCCACUUCAUUAAAGGAGCCCAAUUCCUAUCAAAAGCUCAAUCCAAUCAUCGAAACAAAUCCAUUGCCCUCAACCUCGCCAAAUCCGCCGUCACCGAAGCUGACAAAGCCGUAUCCAUUAACCCCAAAGAUCCAUCGGCCCAUAUUCUCAAAGCUCUAUCACUCAAUCUAAUGGGCCAUAAAUUACCCGCUUUAAGAUCAUUGGAUUCCGCCCUAUCUCCGCCGGCAGUGAAGGCGUUGUCCGGCGGAGAGAAAGCGGAUGCGCUGCUGAAAAGGGCUGAGAUAUUGGUGGCAUUGAACCGGAAAAGACGAGUUGACUCGGCUUUAAUGGACCUGUUGGAAGCUAUGAAAUUGGGUUGUUCGGACAAAGCUAAGGCCUUUUGUUUGUUGGGCCAGUGUUAUGAAAUUAAAGGAUUGAAUGUUGAGGCCCAUAAUGCUUUUGAAGAAGCUUCAAGGAUAGAACCUGAUUUGGUUGCCGCCCAUGAGGGUUUGGCCCGAUUAAGAUAG